UAAAUGUUGCUUGUAAGGAGACUAGCGCUAGCUAUAGAAGUAAAAAUGUCGUAUAAAGCGACUGCCGUGAAAAGACUUCCACGUGCCAAGGGGCAACCAAGCAAAGAAGCGCUAUUCUGGAAAAAUUUUGAAUUUCCAGUUACAGUCAAGGAAUAUGGUGCAGUUACUGACAUUGACUUUUCCCCUCUUGAACCAUAUAACUUUGCUGUCUCCAGCUCUACAAGGGUACAAAUCUACAAUCCCUUAACAAACCAGAUAGAGAGAUCUUUAUCCCGGUUUAAGGGUGUUGCUUAUGGGGCUAGCUACCGUCAAGAUGGUAAACUCAUGGUGGCAGGAGGUGAUGAAGCCUUCGUUCGUCUCUUUGACCUCUCGGGUCGCGCUGUCCUCAGAAUCUUCAAAGGACAUCAAGGGCCUGUCCAUGUUGCCAAGUUUGCAGCUAACAAUCAGGUGAUGUCCUGCUCAGAUGAUAAGACUGUGCGUUGUUGGGACAUACCCAGUGAGGAUGAAGUCAUCCGUUUCUCAGAUCAUAGUGAUUACAUCAGGUCAGGGGUCAUUAGUCCUAGUAGUAAAGACAUCUGGCUGACUGGAUCGUACGACCAUUCUGUAAAGAUGUAUGAUUUGCGGACAGGGACGAGUAUCAUGAGUGUAGACCAUGGUCAACCAGUAGAAAGGGUUCUCAUGUUUCCUGCUGGAGGAGUCUUCUUAUCUGCAGGUGGAAACUAUGUGAAGGUAUGGGAUGCCCUCGCUGGGGGUCGUCUCCUAGCAACAGUCAGCAAUCAUCACAAGACCAUAACAGCUAUGUGCUUCAACGGAAAUAACUCCAGACUUCUUACGGCAUCUUUAGACAGACAUGUGAAGGUGUAUGAUGUGAGCACAUAUCAACUGGUCGCUAGCAUGGAUUACCCUGCACCCAUUCUCUCUCUUGGAAUCUCACCUGAUGAUAAGACAGUGGUGGUUGGUGCAACAUCAGGACUCUUAUCCAUCAAACAUCCCAAAGCAGCUGAUGAGCUAGAGACAUCCAAGCCUCAUAGACAGCGCAGUGCAGGAGCUAACAGUAGAUACUACGUCCAUGGAAAGGUCUUCACACCAAAGGAGCCAAACGUAAGAUUGAGAACGCCUCACGUGACGUUCAGCUUGCUUCAAGAGUUGAUCAGACGUGGUGUGGUGAAGAGUGCUCUCUCUGGCAGGGAUGAUCGUUGGCUCUGCAUCAUCUUAACCUUCUUGAAGAAGCAUAUAUCAGACACAAACUUCACUCCUAUUGCAGUGGAUAUCUCCAACAUUAUCUUAGAUAUCUAUGGUCCUGUGAUGGGUGAGAGUGAGGAUGUUUUGAAGCGGUUCCAGGCCUUACAGGUUGGUCUCCAGCAGGAGCUUCGUUACCAUACCACUCUAGAGGAGAUCCGAGGGAUGCUGGAUACCAUCCUAGCUGCAUCACAUACCAUUACCAAGGAUACCAUCAACAUCAUCUCAGAUGAUACAGAGAUAAGAAGUGAUGACAGGAUAGACUCUAAUGGUUUUGAGGUGGGGGCAACAUGACAGUGUUGAAGACAUUUCACCUCACUAUUCAAUUGGGACUCUAGAUGAACAUUAAACCUCAUGUGAAAGCCUCAUCGAAUUGUCUAUUUCUAAAAUUCUGAAUGACUUGAUGAUGGUGAAGAAGAUCUUGAAAGAGUUUUCAAGAGGACGGACGGAAUGGGACUAGCAGACCUCUCUUCUGUAUGCAUUUCCAACCUUAUGAUCUGUUAGAAUCUACAUUUUAUGAUAUGGAAAUAUCCAAUCUGCUUCACGAGUUUCAGUAAGGCCUUCAUACUUUGAAAUUGAUUUUUUUUUUUUUUUCAUUAAAAAAAAUUGUGCCAACUCCUUAUAUGUAGGGCAUAGACUACAUGAUGGACUAGAAGGGCCAAAGAACAGGUUCAAUGAUGAUUAUUCUUUUCCAGAUACAUUUGUUUCAAGUGUUCCUGCUCAUCUGUUAACUAUACACUGUAUUGAGCAAGGAACUUUGGGCUCAAAGGAGUUACAAAAAUAUGAAAAGGAUUCUUUCUUAUUGUUUGUGUUCCUUAAAAUGGAUGGGAAGAAAAUGCAGAUCAAGGACAUUUUUUUUUUUUUUUUUUUUCUUUUACAUAUUUUUAAAUCAUGAAAUUAGAAGAAUUGAAAUAUGUUGGUCUGAGGGGAAAUUGAGUCUGAUUAUAUUAUUAGAUUUAAGAGGCAUCCUCACUUAUAAAAUAU
Molecule: messenger RNA, 2223 nt
Organism: Strongylocentrotus purpuratus (purple sea urchin)
Lineage: Eukaryota; Metazoa; Echinodermata; Echinoidea; Camarodonta; Strongylocentrotidae
Gene: utp15
Product: UTP15, U3 small nucleolar ribonucleoprotein, homolog (S. cerevisiae)-like
Exons: 10
Coding region: 4-1533 (509 amino acids)
Biological process (GO): rRNA processing; positive regulation of transcription by RNA polymerase I
Cellular component (GO): nucleolus
Molecular function (GO): protein binding
Source: RefSeq, a predicted model, not a curated record